Epinephelus moara (kelp grouper) is the source of this 4191-nucleotide messenger RNA. RefSeq names its product serine/threonine kinase 11 interacting protein (gene stk11ip). Lineage: Eukaryota; Metazoa; Chordata; Actinopteri; Perciformes; Serranidae. Gene Ontology annotation, molecular function: protein binding. Gene Ontology annotation, biological process: intracellular protein localization. Bases 174 to 3770 code for a protein of 1198 amino acids. Gene Ontology annotation, cellular component: cytoplasm. The transcript is spliced from 26 exons. The record is from RefSeq and is a predicted model, not a curated record.
UGUCAUGUGACGAAAAAAAUGUCAACAUCACCGUGCACAGUGCAACGAAACCAACGAAUUUACCCCGGAAAAUUUGUUUUUCUUCAUGUACAAAAAUGAACACGUUUUAAUACUGCUCUGUGGAAGUAAAACUGUAUGCUAGGUAUCCAUUUUUGGGGCUGUCACUGCACAGGAUGGCUGCACCUCACAGUGGCCAGUCCUCCCUUGUACACAGCUUGGCCACACUGCUCCGAAAUGAUGGCGACUUGGUGCUGGGCGGCACCAGCACUCUGACCUUGCCUGCGGCCAGCUUGCAGCAGCUCACCAGGCUGUUUGAACAGCACUUGCUGUCCAGAAGCCAGCAGCAUGGCUUCCUUGCGCUGCCCUCCCACCCUGCUGACACUGAUUCUCUGCUACAGCUGCAGUUCCUGUUUGACAUCCUGCAGAAGACCAUCUCCCUUAAGCUCAUCAACCCACCAGGGGCAAGACUUCAGUCUGUGGUGAAAAUCUUCCCGUUCAAGUCUUUAAAGUGUUUGGAGCUGAAGCGAGUGCCUCCACACUGUCUCGAGGGACUCCGCGGAGUUUACUCCCAGUUGGAGGUCUUUACAUGCUCAAAGAGCCUCAGCUCCCUGGAGGAGCUGCUUUCCCUGUGUGGAGGUGACCUGAGCUCUGCACUGCCUUGGCUUGAACUGCACACCCUCAACUUUAGCUACAACUCCAUUGUUUGCCUUGACCAGUCACUAAGUUUACUGAACGUCCUGAAGUCUUUAGAUUUAAGCCAUAACAAGAUUCAGGAGUGUGCUGAGUUUCUCAAGCCCUUGAGUGAACUGGCACACUUGAACCUGGGCUACAAUUGCCUGCAGAGGGCGCCAAUGCUGGGCCUGAGUGCCAGAGCCAAACUCCUCACACUCAUCCUCAGGAACAACGAGCUGGAGACCAUUAACGGUGUGGAGCAGUUGUCCUCACUCCAGCACUUAGACCUGGCCUACAACCUCCUGUUGGAGCACUCCCAGCUGGCUCCUCUCUCCCUGCUGCACUGCCUCAACACACUUAGCCUGGAGGGCAACCCGCUGUACUUCCAGAAGACCCACCGCACCUGCACCGUCCGACAUCUCUCCCCAAAGGCCGCAAACCUCAGACUUAAACUCGAUGGUUCCCCACUGUCCUCAUAUGAAUUAUCAGUUCUGCCAAAACCAGGCCAGCUGAUCGCCCAGGUACAGACUGCACCUCCUGUUGCCAUGCCACCAGAACGGGGUAACCAGGAAGGGUCCAGUGGUGCAGGGGAGCUCAGUGACAGCAUGUCAGUUGAAGUGGGAGUCUCACGCAUUCGGAGGAGGAAGAGUAAGGUGAAAGUGCGGAGGGCCAGCAUAUCCGAGCCCAGUGAUACAGAUUACGAGCCCAGGCAACUUUCCUCCUCACAGAGCCUUGUCCUUCCCCACCAGCAGGAGAUUGAGCGCAUGUCCAGCUUUAGAGAUCAGCUGGGUGAGGACUGGCUGAGGUACCAGCACCAUCUCGAUGGAGCUCCCUCCUCUACCAUCACCACCACUGUCAACACCAACCAACCAGCUUCUCACCCUCAACCCCUCCCCAAUGGCCUGAACACCACCACACAUCCGUCCAUCAGCUCUGCUGAAGUCCCAGAGGUCUUCCCCGAACCGCUGCUCUCAUCUGAGCCCAGACUGGAGACGUCUGUGGAUGCAGAGCUGGAAACAGAGUCUACCCUGCAGUGGCCCGGUCAUAGCUCCACCUUGGAGGAGAACACGGUGGAUGGAGUAGUGGCAAGCCAGGGAGCGGUGAGCUUACCUGGACCGAGUCCGGAGUCACAAAGGUCGCUGAGAGGGCAGAGAGGAGACACUAAGGAGGAGGAAGUGGAGGAGGAUCUGGGAGUGGACCUGUGUCACCCCCUACUUGUGGGAGUUUUAUCUGACCAAGAGGAAGAAGACGGUGAGGGCCAGGAGGAGAGGAGGAAGAGGAGGAGGGAGGUGUUCCUGUGCAUCAAACAGGGCCUGUUGCUAGAGGUGGACACCCAGCGCGGUCGGGAAAGAUGCCGCCUGGAGCUCAGCAGCCUGGCUCGGGUGGAGGCCACAGAGGCUGCCUGGACCCGAGGGGAGACAGAAGAGAUGCUUCCAGCUGUGGAGCUUCAGUUCGCCUACAUCAGCAGGGAGAAACAGAGGAGACGCUACGUCCUGCUUGAUGAUGACCCACACCAGGCACUGCAGGCUCUGACUGACGUGCUGACUCCUGUGGCGGAGGAAAACCAGCAGCGUGACUUUGAGCUCCGCCCCAGCUGCGUUCGCCUGCAGUGCCUUCGCUGCAGGUCAGAGUUCACGCUUAAGGGAGAGGGCAGUGAAGAGGAGGCAGGAGGGAGAGGGAGGAGGAGAGGGGCUGCACUGCUACCAGAAGGUGUGGAGGAACAGAAUGAGGAGGAGCUGACGGAGGUCAAUGAUGACAGCAAAGGUAAUAUUUGUCCUGAAUGUGGUAGUGAUCAUGUGGUCCAGCUGGCUGGCCAAUCCACUCCCUACUGCAGUACGCCCAUCAAGCGCUCAUCAGGGCCGGAGAGUGAGGACGAUCAUCUUGAUAUAAACCAGAGCACUCCGAGUGCCAAUAAGGAUGAUUACACAGAUGGCAGUAUCAGCAGUAGUCCCAUCAUCGAAACUGCUGCUACUACACAAGACCCCACCUUCAUCACUGCCCAGGGAAGCUCCUUCUUCAUCGGGGAUGGUCAGGGUGAUGAUUUGUCCAACCUGUCCUACAACAUAGAGUGCCAAAGUAAAGAAGAUCUGGCUGGGAGCUACCGAUACACCCCGACUGGUGCUACGCCACCUGAAGUCACAGCCCAGCCUGCAGGAAGAUCCACUCCGAAUGAUGAUUUGGACCUGCUGUCUGAGGACUACGAGGCGGUGGACCAUCGGCUACAGCUUUUCCUGGAUGUGGAAGUGUUUGAGGAGGAAGAGGAGCUUCACUCUUUCCUCAAGAUGUCAGCUGUCAAAUUUGGGGAGCCAGGCGAAGUUCCAUCGUUGUUGGUGGUGUCAAACAAGCAAAUCUAUAUCUUGGAAUUGACAUCAGAAACCCACAGAGGCCAGCUCUCCGAUUGGCUGCAGAAGAAGGACAGCCACCCAAUCAUGGAGCUCAGCUACCUGGAGGUGGGACUGGGCUCUCAGAGCAUCCACAUGGAGUUUGGUGACGGGGGAGUGGCCUACACGCUCCUCGUUAGGGACAGUUUACGCUGCAAACGCUUCUUUGGCCUCUUGACAGGAAUAGUGCGAGAGAUGGCCCACAAAUCAGACAGCAAGCUGAACUCCAUCUCCACCACAAGACUCACCGCUCAGCACCAUCUCUGGCCUCUGGUGUGUGACGACAUCCAGGCAGAUGUGGAGGACGGCCAGCUGCAGUUUUUCUACAUUCUGGCUUUUGUUCUGCAAGAGGACCUUUGGACUCCACUGACAGUCCUGGCAACCCGGGAAACCCUGUACCUGCUCAGAGAGGACCACCAGUGGAGGAAAACCUCAAUCGACCCGACAGUGAAUGAAAGCAAAGAACCGAGCAGCGGGAGCGUUACCAUUUUAGAAACGCUGCCAAUCAGCUGCGUGAGCUCAGUCCACCUUUGGCCUUCAGAUCAGUGCAGGAUGGAUAUUAAGCUUUACGAUGAGACGGUGAAACAGGAGAAGAUGUGGUGUGUGCGCUCGGAGAGCACCGAGCUCCUCCAGGGUCUGCUGGCCUGGGUCAGAGCACAGUGGGAGACCAUGUUCGGAGUGAAACUGCACACAACCCUGCAAGACAAAGCAGCAUGAUGGGGGAGGGCAUGAAAAAAGUUACAGACUGUGUGUGUGUUUUGUGAGCAUGAAUCUGUGUGUUGGUACGGGGGAUUGUUUAGUGAGCGUGAGCAAGUUUGUCUUUAUUUUCUCUCCGCGCAGUCUGCACUCAGUCUGGUCCCAUUAUGCUCGUUGCUUUCAUCAUCUUUUCAGCCAAGAACUUGGAAAUGAUUGCACUCAUUCAUGUGGCACACAAGCCUGUAAAAGCGCUGGUUGCAUAAUUGUUUAUCCUCCAGAUACCAUCCUGCUUUGUCUACAGCUGAAAUGGAGUGUGCCUUGUUUUGUUUUUUAACGGCCGCCAUGUUUUCAUGUUGAAAUGUACCUUAAAGGGAAAUUUCGGUUUAUUUCAACCUGUCUCCUAUCGUCCUAAAUUUGUUUCAAGUGACUAGUGACAUAAAAA